Messenger RNA from Eutrema salsugineum, 1437 nucleotides. Its product is annotated as cytochrome P450 71B8. NCBI's taxonomy places the organism in Eukaryota, Viridiplantae, Streptophyta, Magnoliopsida, Brassicales, Brassicaceae. The transcript is spliced from 3 exons. The record is from RefSeq and is a predicted model, not a curated record. Gene Ontology annotation, molecular function: iron ion binding; heme binding; monooxygenase activity.
AUGUCUAUCUUCCUAUAUAUCCUCUUUAUCUUCCCUAUCCUUUUGAUAUUCUUUACAAACUAUUUACCUUCGAAAAGGAAGCUUCCUCCAGGACCUAAGGGUCUUCCGAUCAUCGGAAACUUGCACCAGCUUGGGAGAUUGCUUCACAGUUCUCUUCACAAGCUCUCUUUAGAACAUGGACCAGUCAUGCUUCUCCAUUUCGGGGUCGUCCCAAUGGUCGUGUUCUCUUCCAAGGAAGCAGCUAAAGAGGUUCUCAAGACUCAUGACUUAGAGACUUGCAACCGACCAAAGUUGGUGGCGAACGGGUUGUUUACUCACAACUUCAAAGACAUUGGGUUCACUCAGUAUGGCGAGGACUGGAGAGAGAUGAAAAAACUCGUGGGGCUCAGCUCUUUAGUCCGCAAAAGCAAAAGUCUUUCAGGUAUAUAUAUCAGAGAGGAAGAGUGUGACUUGCUUGUCAAGGAAAUAUCAAAAUCGGCUCGAACACAAACCUUAUUGGAUUUGAGAAAAGCCCUUUACUCCUUCACCGCCGGUAUCAUAUUUAGAAUCGCCUUUGGACAGAACUUCCGCGAGUGUGAUUACAUCGAUAUGGACAGAAUUGAGGAGCUGGUGCAAGAGUCAGAAACCAACGUAUGUGCCUUGGCAUACACUGACUUCUUCCCCACGGGUCUCGGUUGGUUUGUUGACCUGGUCUCCGGUCAGCAUUCGAGGAUGAACAAAGCCUUUUCUAAACUAACUAAUUUCUUUUAACAAGUGAUCGAUGAGCACUUCAAGAUCGCACAACCCCAAGAUCAUUCAGACCUUGUCAGUGCCAUGUUGAAUAUGAUCAAUAGACCCACUAACUCCGGUUAUUUAAACAUCACCUCUGAGCAUCUUAAAGCAAUGAUGACGGUGAGUGAGAUCAUAUCUCUUAACAAGUACGGAAUUUACUGGCCCGGUGAAUCGCAUCUCACAAGAAUCACAGAAGAAGAUUUAGAGAAAGUUGAGUACUUGAAGCUAGUGAUCAAAGAAACAUUCAGAUUACAUCCACCUGCUCCUCUCUUGCUCCCAAGACAAACAAUGUCUGACAUCGAGAUUCAAGGCUACACCAUUCCCAAAAACACCAUGAUCAAGAUCAACACUUACACAAUAGGACGUGAUCCCAAAUCUUGGACUAACCAUGAAGAAUUCAUUCCUGAGAGGUUUUCCAAUAACCUUAUCAACUACAAGGGUCAGCAUUUUGAGCUCUUGCCCUUUGGAGCUGGACAUAGGAGCUGUCCUGGUAUGGCCUUGGGAAUCACCAUUCUUGAGCUUGGCCUUCUUAACAUUCUUUACUUCUUCGACUGGAGUUUGCCCAAUGGAAUGACUAUUGAAGAGAUUGACAUGGAAGAAGCAGGAGAUUUAAACAUUGCCAAGAAAGUCCCUCUUGAGCUCGUACCAACUCUUUGUCACUCGUAA